Molecule: messenger RNA, 537 nt
Organism: Rhinocladiella mackenziei CBS 650.93
Lineage: Eukaryota; Fungi; Ascomycota; Eurotiomycetes; Chaetothyriales; Herpotrichiellaceae
Exons: 1
Coding region: 1-537 (178 amino acids)
Source: RefSeq, a predicted model, not a curated record
AUGGACCUCGAUGAAACAAUGACCACAUCAACCAUCUCAACGCCCUCCGCGGCUCAAGACACCGUCGACAUAGACGAAACCUACGAAGACGACAACCUCUAUCCGGACUCACACGGUGACACCGGAAGUGGUGCCAUGAGCGACCGCCCAAGAACUCCUGCAAACGACCACCUCAACGCCGCAGCUCCGGGCGAACUCUCUCCCCCCCGCUCUCAGACCCAAGGCGAAGACGUGAAUCGGCCAAUGGUCACCCCGAUGUCGAACGGCGGAUACACGGGUGCCACAAACACUGCUACGACCAGAGGUGCAACGAGAUCCCAUGCUGAGCCCCAAUUCGAGGGUUCGAGGGAAGAGGGCCUGCCAUAUUCAUCAUCGGGCCCCAACGAGCGGGACGAACGACCUGGUUGGGGAUGGAAGAAUAAGAAGGCCCAAGAGGACAUGCAACGCGCGAUGGAUAAUGUUGUUGAUCGAGAUUUCAGCUUAAAGGAAUUUGGUGAUGUGAUAUUGUUGGGCAAGGCUCAGAUGGCUCAGCAAUGA